AUGAGUAUUAGAGUGAGGAAACGCUUCAUUAAAGUGUAUGUAUGGAGUUUGGCACUAUAUGGCUGCGAAACAUGGAUUCUGAAUAAGGCAGAACAACGAACACUCGAAAGCUUUGAAAUGUGGUGUCGGGAAAGGAUGCUGAGAGUGAGUUGGAUAGAACAUCGUACCAACGAAAGCAUACUCAGUGAAAUAGAUGAAAGCAGAGAGAUUCUCAAAACCAUCAGAGCAAGACGAUGGAACAUGAUUGGGCACAUAUUGAGGCACGAAAAUGAGCUAAUCUACAGAAUAAUAGAAGGGAAAAUGGAAGGCAAAAGGGGCCAAGGGCGUCCAAGAACUUCAUUUGUCAAACAAAUGAUUUCCGAUGCUAGACUAUCAAGCUACGCCGAACUGAAGAGGUUAGCUGGGAACAGGGAAGAGUGGAGAGCACAUGUCCAACUGCAAAACCAACCUUAAGGGUUGAAUACCAAGAGAGAGAGAAUACCAGUAGAUAGGCCUGGAAAAUGGUGCAGUCAUAUUGUAAUAGUUGAGAAAUCCAACAAGAAAUUGUGUAUUUGUCUGGAUUCAUUAGAAUUUAAUAAAAUUAUUAUUAGAAAAUAUCAAUUAAUACCUACCAUGGAUGGGAUUAGAGCAAGUCUUAGUAAUAAAGAGUGG
Molecule: messenger RNA, 651 nt
Organism: Cinara cedri
Lineage: Eukaryota; Metazoa; Arthropoda; Insecta; Hemiptera; Aphididae
Source: the annotation of a GenBank genome assembly